CGUUAAAGCCCGACUCGUAGCCGCAAGAGUGACUCUGGCCGGAGAAAGGGGCUAUUUUUUGGGUGCUGUAUGUUUCAUAGCUGAUCCUUGAAGUAGCACAACCAUGGGCGUGGAAGUGGAGACAAUAUCCCCCGGUGAUGGAAGAACAUUUCCAAAGAAAGGCCAGACAUGCGUGGUUCAUUACAUAGGUAUGCUGCAGAAUGGGAAAAAGUUUGACUCUUCUCGAGACAGGAACAAGCCCUUUAAGUUCAAGAUCGGACGAAUGGAGGUCAUUAAAGGCUGGGAGGAAGGAGUGGUACAGAUGAGCUUGGGCCAGAGGGCUAAAAUCACCUGCACACCAGACAUGGCUUACGGAGCGACAGGCCACCCCGGAGUCAUACCACCAAACGCCACGCUUAUUUUCGACGUGGAACUGCUGAAACUGGAGUGAUGCCUUGGCGCUAAAACACCAAGUUUAAAGGUUAAUGAGGCUGCAUUCGCCACCACCUGUUCCCACAGGGAGACCAUACCUGGCUGCUGCCUCCUACCACCAUCCACCUGCUCUUCUUCUUCAUAUUUUUGAUUUCUACAGUCUUCAGUUCAAUAUUUAAACUCCUGCUGCUUUGUCACCAUCAUGUCAUAAUAGAUACAAAUUUUCACAUCAUGCAAGACUUUUACACACAACAUUUUGGUUCCUGUUUCUUAGAGAUGCUUAUUUUGUUGAAUUUAAUGUUGUACAUUUUGUUGAACCAAGAGGAAAUUUGCCACCUGAAGAAAAGCCGUACUACAUUGCAAUCCAAACAUAAUACUGCCUUACAGUUUGAACAACCGAGGAAGGGUACAUGUGUCGAAAGUACAAUGCCUCUGCUCUGUAUAUUAUCUGGGCAUUAUAUACCACUGUCUGCAUUGCCACUUUGAUAAAGGCUUGUCCUGCUGAAUGCUCUGAAUGAUGUUGCUAUGUUUAGUAUAUUUUAUAACCCUCAUGAACAUUUACUGCGAGUGUACCCUGUCAAAUUGAAUCCAAUACUGUACAGAACUCGAUCAGAGCCAUCGCUACUAUGACAGUUUAUUGACCAACUCUUGAAUAAAAAUGGCAUGUACUGUGUUGAAA
Molecule: messenger RNA, 1090 nt
Organism: Amphiprion ocellaris (clown anemonefish)
Lineage: Eukaryota; Metazoa; Chordata; Actinopteri; Pomacentridae
Gene: fkbp1b
Product: FKBP prolyl isomerase 1B
Exons: 4
Coding region: 104-430 (108 amino acids)
Molecular function (GO): peptidyl-prolyl cis-trans isomerase activity
Source: RefSeq, a predicted model, not a curated record